AUGGUGGUCCCGAAUGAAAAAGGAGAACUUAUCCCUAUGAGGCCGAUCACCGAUUGGAGAGUAUGCAUGGAUUAUCGAAAGCUCAACUCUUGGAUCGAGAAAGAUCAUUUUCCAAUGUCGUUUACGGGUCAAAUGCUUAAUCGACUUGCAGGGUGUGGAUGGUACUGUUUCUUGGAUGGCUACUUUGGGUACAACCAAAUCUCUAUUGCACUAGAAGACCAAGAGAAAACCACUUUUACAAGACCCUACGGGACUUUCACCUUCAAGAGGAUUCCAUUUGGAUUAUGCAAUGCUCUAGCGACAUUUCAAUGGUGCUUGCUUUCGAUUUUCGCUGAUAUGGUGGAAGAUUCAAUUGAAGUGUUCAUGGAUAACUUUUCAGUUGUAGGUGACUCAUUUGAGACAUGUUUGGCUCAUCUUGGGCGGGUCCUUCAAAGGGAAUACUUGUUGGGUACUAAUGUGAUGGUUCAUACUGAUCAUGCAGCAUUACGGUAUUUAAUGGCAAAGAAAGAGGCUAAACCGAGGUUGAUCAGGUGGGUCUUGUUGUUGCAAUAG
This is a messenger RNA of Solanum tuberosum (potato), 552 nucleotides long. Its product is annotated as RNA-directed DNA polymerase homolog. Lineage: Eukaryota; Viridiplantae; Streptophyta; Magnoliopsida; Solanales; Solanaceae. The record is from RefSeq and is a predicted model, not a curated record. The coding region runs from base 1 to 552 and encodes 183 amino acids. The transcript is spliced from 2 exons.